AUGCGGCUCCUCCCGGCGGUCCUGCUCCAGCUCCUGCUCCCGCUCCCGCUCGCCACACACGCCGACGACGCCUACGACUUCUUCCCCCACCGCCCGAGCGGAUGGGAAGCCGACGACAGAACAAUCUGGACCAACAGCCACCUCAGCAGCAUCUACCUCGUGCCCACGGACCAGCGCGAGCACUGGGGCAUGUCCCUCCCGCCCUGGGACGUGGCCGACCUCAUCGACGGCCACUGCGCCCGCGGCGGGUGCAACACGACCGUGACGCUGCCCAGCGCCGUCCUCGCCCACGACAACCGGCCGCCCGUCACGGGCAACGUGACGCUCCGCCUGUCGGGGCGCUUCGAGACCAGCGACAGCUACAGAGGCACCAGGCGCGACUUUGUCGAGGUCCUCAAGCUCUUCCUCAAGGUCAUGUACGACCCGCUCGAGACGGAGUUUGUAAGGCACGCGGGCGAGCACGGCCCGGCGAGGAACAUUUCUGAAACGGGCUACCGGCCCGUCUACACCGGGCCCAAGGUGAUCCGGCUGCGUGUCAAAGUCAACCACGACUCGCACCUCCCCGUGCCCUUUCUCUCCGUCUACGUCGACGGCGGCACGCGUCGCCCGCUCCCCAGGCCGGCCGGGUUCUGCAAGGACCUCGCGGGCCGGAGGGGCGCGCUCCUGGACGCCAUGUCGCGCAAGUUCGGCAAGGACCUGGUCAUCUACCGCAUGGGGUGUCUCGUGCCCAAGGAGAAGGGCUCGACGGCCGGGCCUCGAAAGGGCCGUGCCGACGACGACGCUGAGUGUCGGCGCAAACGGCAGCGGCAGCGCCACGGCAACACGCCAUCCCGGUGUAGAUAG
Messenger RNA from Metarhizium album ARSEF 1941, 843 nucleotides. RefSeq lists its product as uncharacterized. The record is from RefSeq and is a predicted model, not a curated record. NCBI's taxonomy places the organism in Eukaryota, Fungi, Ascomycota, Sordariomycetes, Hypocreales, Clavicipitaceae. The transcript is spliced from 2 exons. The coding region runs from base 1 to 843 and encodes 280 amino acids.